Rhizophagus irregularis DAOM 181602=DAOM 197198 is the source of this 495-nucleotide messenger RNA. RefSeq lists its product as uncharacterized. The record is from RefSeq and is a predicted model, not a curated record. NCBI's taxonomy places the organism in Eukaryota, Fungi, Glomeromycota, Glomeromycetes, Glomerales, Glomeraceae.
AUGAAUAAAUUAUUUUCCAUCACAUUUCUCUUACUUCUCUUUGCCCUUGUCACUACAUCAUCUUCUAAUCUAAUUCCUCGACAAUUAAGUCAAUUCCAAUUAUGUGAUAGUGGGAAAACAUAUCCAUUAUCCAUUACAACACUUACUUAUACUCCUAAUCCAAUAGUUCUUGGUCAAAAUUUAACACUAAAAAUAGUAGGAACAUCGCAAGUUCAAGUUGAUCAAAAUUCAAACUUAAAAGUUCAAGGGACCGGUCUUCUCUCAUUUCUUGUUUAUAAUAUUGAUUUUUGUAACGAACUUCUUGCCCCUAACGUGCCUAGUGGUUCACAAUUAUGCCCCAUUCCUGUUGGUAAUUUUGAUUAUGAUAUUACUGUUACUGUACCUAAUAGACCGGAACUUAAACCCUUCAAUGGAGUUACUGUGAGAAUUACUCUUAUAAAUCCGGAUGCUACAGAGUUGAUAUGUUUAGAAGGUCCAAUUCAAUUAACUUCAUGA